Laccaria bicolor S238N-H82 is the source of this 462-nucleotide messenger RNA. RefSeq lists its product as uncharacterized. The coding region runs from base 1 to 462 and encodes 153 amino acids. NCBI's taxonomy places the organism in Eukaryota, Fungi, Basidiomycota, Agaricomycetes, Agaricales, Hydnangiaceae. The transcript has a single exon. The record is from RefSeq and is a predicted model, not a curated record.
AUGCUCGCCAUGUUGACGCAUAUCGUGCUUGUUUCAAACUUUUCUUAUAUUGCUUGGGACAUCUACGAAUGGUUGAUUGAAGUCGAUCUAAGGGCUACUAGUUCACUGACAGCCACUCACACACCCCUUGCCUCGUUUAUUGCCUUCCAGAACUUGACCCAUUUUGCGGUGUCGCGGGUAGCCUGGCGAUACGUCUCGAUAAUCCAAAAAGUCGCUAAAAAGCUACGCUAUUUUGUGAUUUUGAGUCAACCGGGAUCUCUCGUUUAUCCCAGUAUCAUCGAAGGGGUCCGGUCACUGAAUGACCAUCGUCUUGUGGUCGUAAGCAUGGAAGACUUCUCGGAUUGGCCACAAGGAGACUCCCGAGGUGUGACGACAUUCUGGGAAACAGUGGAAACUCUUGUUUCGAAUGGUUUUAUUUCCGACCGGGGUCAUAAAUGGCUCAUGGGACACGAAAAGGCCUGA